UCAACAUCUUCUCCUGCCCUCAGGAAACGCCAUCCAAGCCUUUGGCAACGGCACUGAUGUCAACCUCUCCCCCAAGAACCCCUUGCCUCCCAUCACCAUGCCGCCCAAGAUGGAGAAAAGCCCUGCCCUGCCCGAUGACAUCAACGACAGCAACACCAUGUACGACACGAGCAUCAUCACCACCUGCACCUCCAUCCAGGAGCACGGACAGAAACUAAACAAGUCCAAAGAGCAGAGCCUGUGCUACUCAGAGACCCAGCUCACCACGGACACGAUGCCGGACCAGAAGACCUACGUGGACCAGAAGGCAGCCGGCAGCCAGCACCGGGCGGCCCGGAUCCUUCCAGCUGUGCCCGUCCUGCUGCUGAAACUGCUGCUAUAGGGACGGGACGAUUGCCGCAUCUCAGCUCGGGAGCGCUGGGCUCACCUCGGUCUCCAGACUGCAAGCGGAACACCAGCGAUGCCCAAGGCCAGAAGGACCCUCACAGUGCUGGGAAACUUUGGUGGUUUUCUUUUUUUUUUUUUCUCCUUUUUUUUUUUUUUUUUUUUUUUGGCUUUUUUUUUUCAUUGGACGGCGCGUUGGGUUCCUACGCUCAACCGCGAGCCUGGCAUUUUGUGGCAAAACCAGGCACCCACAAAGGGGAACCAACGCGGCCAGCGGCACCGGGGAGGGGAAAAAAGGCAACGAGCGGAGCUCUGGGGCAAGGGCUGUCUGCAGGGCCACCAGCCCAGCGUGCUGCAAGGACCCAACGGGGACACGGGAUGUGCUGGCAUCGCCAGAGCACAGCGCUGCCAUUGGGGCUGCGUUGGCCAUGGACAGCGCUCCGCCGCCCUACGGCGUUCCUGGGAUUCUUUCCUUUUCCUUUCCCGUGGUCGGUGAGAAUUUUAAAAUCAGAAAAGAAACCAGUAUUCAAACGGUGUGAGGUUGUCCUGAUGUUUUCUCUCUGUCACUCGGAGG
Numida meleagris (helmeted guineafowl) is the source of this 958-nucleotide messenger RNA. RefSeq names its product GDNF family receptor alpha-2-like. Gene Ontology annotation, molecular function: signaling receptor activity. NCBI's taxonomy places the organism in Eukaryota, Metazoa, Chordata, Aves, Galliformes, Numididae. The transcript is spliced from 3 exons. Bases 98 to 382 code for a protein of 94 amino acids. The record is from RefSeq and is a predicted model, not a curated record.